UGUAAAAUGACAGUUUUCAAUAUUAUUGGUACUAAAUUAUAUUAAAAAUGAUGAAAAUUCUGCAACAGAACAGCCUUUUAUAAAAUGUUUAUGUUAAAAAUUUCCUGUUUUUACAGUAUUGACUAAUUCUGAUACGAAUAUAUCCCUGUGAACUGCAACUUGAAUAACAUCUGCAUCAUCAUAUCUUUAAAUAAUCAUCAUGAAGAUAGCUGUAGAAGGUUGUGCACAUGGGGAAUUGGACAAAAUAUAUGAAACUAUUGCUUUUCUUGAAGAACAGAAUAAUAUAAAGGUUGACUUGUUGAUAAUUUGUGGUGAUUUCCAAGCUGUACGUAAUCAAACUGAUUUAAAGUGCAUGGCAGUACCAAAUGCUUAUAAAAAAAUGAAUACAUUUUAUAAGUAUUAUUCUGGUGAAAAGACAGCUCCAAUACUUACGAUAUUUAUAGGCGGAAAUCACGAAGCUUCUAAUUAUUUAUCAGAAUUACCUUUUGGUGGAUGGGUUUGCCCAAAUAUUUACUAUCUCGGUUAUGCCAAUGUAAUAAAUAUUGGAAAUCUGAGAAUAGGUGGUCUUUCGGGCAUUUAUAAAGGUCACGAUUAUUUGAAAGGUCGAUUUGAAUAUCCACCGUAUGACGAAUCUACAAAAAGGAGUAUUUACCAUAUUAGGAAUAUUGAUGUUUUCCGAUUAAAACAAAUUUCGGAACCUAUUGAUAUCUUUAUUUCACACGAUUGGCCAAGAGGAAUAUAUCAUUAUGGAAAUAAGAAUGCACUAUUGAAGCAAAAAAGUUUUUUUAGAGAUGAAAUAGAGAAGAAUACACUUGGUAGCAGGCCUGCAGAAGAAUUAUUGCAUAAGUUAAAACCAAAAUAUUGGUUUGCAGCUCAUUUGCAUUGUAAAUUUGCUGCUGUUGUACAACAUAAUUCAGAUGAAGGUUCAUGUGUCACUAAAUUUCUAGCUCUUGAUAAAUGCUUACCAAAAAGAAACUUUCUUCAAAUUCUUGAUAUUGGAGAAAAAUGUGAUUUACCUGUCGAAUUAAAAUAUGAUCCAGAGUGGUUAUGCAUUCUACAAUUAACUGAUCAUUUGUUAAAUGUUGACAACAGAGUUUCAUACAUGCCAGGACCUGGAGGUUCAGAAAGAUGGGAUUUCAAAAUUAGAGAACUUGAGAAAAAGGAAAUAAAAAAAUUAAUGAAUUUAAAUUUUGUAAUACCAAAAAAUUUUCAGAUUACUGCACCAAUUCAUUCCUUUUCAGAUAAAAUUGAAACUCCAGAAGUUCAUAUUAAUCCUCAAACUGUGCAGUUUUGUCAAAAAUUAAAUGUGAGAGAUCCUUUAACUCUUUUAUCUUCAGGAAAAUCACUUGAUACUUUAACCAUCAGAGAAUUUAUCAAUGAUAGUGAAAUGAAUAUUACAAUUAAUUCUCAGUCCUCUAUCAAUCCUGAUGAGAUAAAUUUAGAUAGUGAUACUGAUGCACCAAGCAAAAAUUCAUCAGAAUCAGAUGAAAAUAUUAUGGAAGAUUUUCAGCCAAUCACUCAAACUGAAGAUGUGUCUAAAUUAAAUUCUGAUGUUGAAGAUUUUAAUAAUAGUUUCUUUAUUGAUAAAAUAGGAUCCAAUGAUAUGCUAGAUUCUCCUAAGAAUAAAUGCCCAUCAUUACAAGAAAGAAAACAACUUCAUUUACAGUAUUGUGAAACACCAGAAAAAGUUACAAAAUUAAUGAAUUUUCCUGAAAUUAAAGUAGAUCAAAAUUCCAAAAAAAACAAAAGUGAUAAUGAUGAUGAUAUGACUACAGUCAGUUGUUCAAAAAAAUUUAAAAGACGAAAUCAAGAGAUUUAUGGAACAAAGAGUGAUGAAGAUGAGAAUCAAAGUAUGGAAUAUUAAAUAUUAUUGUAUCAUUCAAUGAUAUGAAAUCUUUUUGUCAAUUCUUAAUAAACAAUUAUUGUCUGAAUCUGAAUUUAAUUAAAAUACCAGUCUAUAUGUUUGUUAUUUAAUUUUUGUUACAUUUUGAAAUGAAAUGAU
Messenger RNA from Centruroides sculpturatus (bark scorpion), 2002 nucleotides. It is a transcript of the gene ldbr, whose product is annotated as lariat debranching enzyme-like. Gene Ontology annotation, cellular component: nucleus. Gene Ontology annotation, molecular function: RNA lariat debranching enzyme activity. Gene Ontology annotation, biological process: mRNA splicing, via spliceosome. The coding region runs from base 200 to 1864 and encodes 554 amino acids. The transcript has a single exon. NCBI's taxonomy places the organism in Eukaryota, Metazoa, Arthropoda, Arachnida, Scorpiones, Buthidae. The record is from RefSeq and is a predicted model, not a curated record.